Messenger RNA from Cololabis saira (Pacific saury), 756 nucleotides. RefSeq names its product CIMAP1 family member D (gene cimap1d). The record is from RefSeq and is a predicted model, not a curated record. The transcript is spliced from 4 exons. Gene Ontology annotation, cellular component: cytoskeleton. Bases 1 to 756 code for a protein of 251 amino acids. Lineage: Eukaryota; Metazoa; Chordata; Actinopteri; Beloniformes; Belonidae.
AUGGAGAAAAAAUACCCAGCGAUCGCAGGGAAAGAAAAAGGACCAGGCCCUGGCCGCUAUGGACUUCCCCCCACUGUUGGCUAUAUUGGCCAUGACUUUACAAAGUCAUCCAGUCCUGCUUAUUCUCUCCAUGGCAAGAAUAAUAACAUAUAUUGUGUUGACAGCAGUCCAGGACCUCGAUAUCAUGUUGAUGCAAAAAUCACUCGCUUUGGAAAAGAUGGCACACCCUCAUACUCAAUGUUGGGUAGAGCCAAGGUGCAGAAAGAGCUCUUCCACACACCUGGACCUGGUGCAUACAGCCCUGAGAAAGCCCCGCUGUGCAGCCUGCAAAGAAAAGCCCCAUCCUACACAAUGGGCUUCCGCACACACUACCGCACCGUAGACCACAACCCUGCUCCAAACAAGUACCACUUGCCUCCUCUCCUGGGCCCUCACGUCCCAAACAAGACAGCAAGUGCAAGUUACACCAUGUCCAGUAAUUUCAGCAGAGGGGGAGCAUCCGUGGAUUUUGCCAAGACACCCGGGCCCUGCGGAUACAAUUGUACAGACCCCAGCGUUUAUCUACCCCGAAAGCCUGCCUUCUCCAUGUUGGGGCGUGGCAGCCGGCCCCGGCCCAGAGAUGGCACCAAGAUACCAGGUCCAGGGACUUAUAAUCCAGAGAAAGUCACCGUUCACAAGGCCCGGGCACCAGCCUACUCCCUGGGUAUCAGACACUCAGAAUUUGUUACACCUCUAGUAGUCAGUGUUUCUGACUGA